Molecule: messenger RNA, 1403 nt
Organism: Bombyx mori (domestic silkworm)
Lineage: Eukaryota; Metazoa; Arthropoda; Insecta; Lepidoptera; Bombycidae
Exons: 5
Coding region: 209-778 (189 amino acids)
Biological process (GO): inner mitochondrial membrane organization
Cellular component (GO): MICOS complex
Source: RefSeq, a predicted model, not a curated record
GUUUAUGAAUUUAUUUUCGUGAACGUCAAUAUGACAUCAUAUUUAUUUGUUUACAGUUUUUUUUAUUUUACGUCUAAAUUAAAGUGAAUUUUUAACUGCUUUUGAUUUUUUGUUUAAUAUGCGAAGAUAAAGAAAUUUAAAUAUAUAAGUGACUACCUAUUCAGCUUAAUUAAGACACUUUCACAAAAUUAGAAAAAGAAUAUAUAAUAUGGGUGGCCAGCAAUCAGUACGCGCCACGCAUUUUCAACGACCCGAAAAGACUGCUACUGACCCGAUGCUGGAUGAGUUGCCCGACGAUCAUCACAUAAGUAUAUCUAACAAAAUGGUUGAACGUUUGGUAGAAGACGCAACGUUGGCAAAUACAGCAUCAAUAAAUACAGGAUCUUCAAAAGCAGACUACAAAGAAAAGAUGUACAUGGAAAAACUAAGGUGUAUGGAUGACAGUCAUUCCGAAAGAUGUGGGUUAACGAUGGAAGAUCUCAACGCAUUAGUCAAUCGCAUAGAACGCCUUACAGCGAAUAUUGUGGACUCCGAACCGAUAUGUGUAGAUUGUAAAGCUAAGCUUUUGCAAUGCUAUAACCCCGGUAAUACAGACACAAUUAAGUGCUGGGAUGCUGUCGGAGACUUCGCGAAGUGCGUUCAUGAAGCAACAGCAAUCAAGCUACGCAAUCGAAAGCAGAAGGAUGAAAAAGAAUCAGCUCGGAAAUCUCGACAUAUGGCCCACGCCAGAGAGCACGCUUUGAAAGAUCUAGAAACGCAUCCAAAUUUGACAAAGUAGCCCUCUAGGGAAUCGAUGAACCAACUAUCAUUAUCCUUCGAAAUUGCCCUGCAAUAUACUCGAGACCAGGGGUGAGCAACCCUUUUAAUCAAUGGGCCAAUUUUCAAUUUAAUUUUUUUCGCGCGAAACUUUAUUUUUAAUAAUAUUAGAAUAAAAAAAUAAAAAAUAAAAAGGUAAAGAUGUCAUAUACAAAUUUUAAUACAAGAUAAAAACAAACAAGAAAAGAACAGAAAAAUGAAUUGAUGGGAGAAAGUCGAUAAAAUAAAUUCAAAUUUAGGAAUGCUUGUUGCUCAUCCUUGCUCAAGACUUAGCUUUUAAUAUAUGUGACGUCAUUAAAGGCCUAAUUAAGGGAUUCUCGUCCCCGUCUUGCGCUGUGAAUGUGUGAAUGAUGUUUAGUUUGACAUGAAAAAUCAUUCAGUUUUUAUAUAUUUAAUGUGAAUUUUUACAUUGAUCAUUGCUAUUUUUAUUGGUACUUUUAAUAAUUUUAGAUUUAGAUCUGUUGUAACUGUUUAGAUUGCUUUGUUGUUCAACGGAAAUACUUUGAUAACAAAUUAAUUCAUAUUAUAUUAUCGUACGAAAGUCUGAAAAUAUUAUAACAUGAAUAAAUAUUAAAUAAAAAACAAAA